CCUGUUUUAAAAGUUUAUGUCCGACAACUAAUAAAAAAAUAAAUUACAUUCCAUAUCAUCAGUUUUUGUUAGUACUUGCUUUCGCUAAUGUAAUUAAAGGUGUAAAAUGGCCGUACAUGCUGUCCAGCCUUGGAAAGAUCUUCAUCAAAGAAAAGCUUUUGUCCAAAAAAUUUAAUCAGUGAAGCUUUUCACGCAGGGAAAGCAACAAGUGGCUUCAACAGAAACAGGAAAACGAUGGCAACCAGUGGAAGCAACGCGACCUUUGACCUCUGUCCCAAGAGCCUGGUCGGCGUGGGCGUGGGCCUGGUGGCUGUGGGAGGGGCCAGUUACCUUCUGUACCGCCACCUGACCCGCGAUAUAAUGCCCCAGAAGUGGCGACGUGUGGGCACCGUGCAGAGGAUCCACUUCUUUCCAGUCAAAUCCUGUGCUCCUCUUGAGAUCUCGAAGCCUGGCGUCGAGUACGACUGCGAUGUGCUGAGCAUGUCCUUUGAGGGAAUAAGGGAUCGCACCUUGAUGGUGGUUAACGACAAGAACGAGAUGGUCACGGCUCGGGUGUAUCCGCAGAUGACCCAGAUCCACUCGAAGAAGGUGUCGCCCAGCAAGCUGCUCUUUAGUGCCCAGGACUUGCCCGACCUGGAAUUGGACUUUGAGAAUCUUGAGGGUCCCGAAAAGGAUGUGCCCACCGCUGUUUGGGGAGUCCCUGUGGACGCGAUGCCCUGCGGAGAUCGGAUCAACAAGUGGUUCUCACAGGCUAUCCUUAAACAAGAUACCGGCCUCAAGCUAGUUCACUAUCCCUAUCCAAAACCAGUGAUGACAAUUAAUCCGCGGCUCAAGGACAUGCCCUUCAUAAGACAGGAGGAUUCGGGAACCUUUAACGACGCCACCAGUUUUAUGCUGAUGAACCUUUCAUCGGUGGCUGAUCUUAACACACGGCUAAAAAAUCCUGUUGAUGCACUACAGUUCCGCGGCAAUUUCGAGCUGAAAAUGGAUGUGGAUGAGCCCUAUGCCGAGGACAAUUGGCAGUGGCUUCGUAUUGGGGAAGAUACUGUUUUCCGUUCAGUGGCGCCAUGCACCCGCUGCAUUUUUCCGAACAUAAAUGUGAAGACGGCUGAGAGGGAUCCCGACGGAGAGCCUCUUAAGACGCUGAGGAGCUACCGCUUGUUCAACAAAAUCUCGCCGGCUCUGGGCAUUCAUUUGGGACUUCGGCUGCCGGGAAAAGUCAAGGAAAACGAUGUGGUCUACGUAGGGGACAGAUGAACAAUGAUUUUUCCAUUUUUUUUUUUUUUUGCACGUCGGAAAGAAAGAGAUAUAAAAUUAUAACCUCGUUGUUUCUUAACAUACAUC
Messenger RNA from Drosophila rhopaloa, 1344 nucleotides. RefSeq names its product mitochondrial amidoxime-reducing component 1. The record is from RefSeq and is a predicted model, not a curated record. Lineage: Eukaryota; Metazoa; Arthropoda; Insecta; Diptera; Drosophilidae. Gene Ontology annotation, molecular function: pyridoxal phosphate binding; molybdenum ion binding; catalytic activity. The transcript has 4 exons. The coding region runs from base 235 to 1257 and encodes 340 amino acids.